Molecule: messenger RNA, 1052 nt
Organism: Trichogramma pretiosum
Lineage: Eukaryota; Metazoa; Arthropoda; Insecta; Hymenoptera; Trichogrammatidae
Exons: 4
Coding region: 323-763 (146 amino acids)
Biological process (GO): transcription by RNA polymerase I
Source: RefSeq, a predicted model, not a curated record
UCGUCACCGUACUCCUAUAUAACCUAUCCUAUAUAUUCGCAGCAUGUAUAAGCCGUGCAGAUUUGCCCGCACACGAGUGGUCGAGUUUAUAUACACUAACCAUCGCACGCAAUAGCACGCAUAUACACACACCAACAUGCGAAUACUGGAGUGUGCGUGUCCGCUCGCUUGACGUAUUAUAUUUACUCGUCGUAUCGUCGGGCAAACCCCAUCGAUGGCCUGUAUAGUAUACAUUCGUUACAAUCGUAAACCGUCGACGUCCACGAGGUGAUUUGCUUGACACUGCUCUUUUUUGCAUAUUUGCAGACUAUUGAUCAUCACCAUGUCUAUCGAACAAGUAACAAAGGCAUUCCAACAUUCAUUAGUGUUAGAUGAUUUUGAUGACGACGAAGAAAUAUAUUUAAUGGAAGUUCCUAAAACAUUUGAUCCAAAACUUUUAAAAGGACAGACACUACGAUUUGGGGAAAAAUCCAAAUUAAAAAUUGGAGAAGAUAAAUAUUAUGCCACACAAAAGGAAAAUAAAUCCAACAUGACAUUUAUUUUAAGUACUGGAAAAGAAGAAAAUGAAUACAUGGCUGUCAAUAUAAAACCAGCCGGAACAUUAAAUAUAAGAAGAAAAUUACCAAAUCCGGGAAAAGAAGUUGUACCCACUGAAGUAUCAAAUAGUGUUCCAUUUCCAAAGGAGAUUAAGACCAGACAUCCAUUUUUUGGUGUGCAAGCUGGAACAUCAUACAUAAAUAUAAAAACUGAAAGAAAUUCUUAGUAAUGCUUAAAAUACAUAAUAUUAAGUUACUUAUUUAGUUUCAAGUUGAUUUAAGUAAUGAAUUAAAUGACAAAAAAUUAGUCAUUCAAAUAUUGUACAGUAAUUUGUAAGCAAAUAACAAAUUGAAAUAAUGUAAAUAUUAUGUCUGUCGAGUACACAAAUAUUUGUGUAACUAAGUAAAUGAAUUGACACUAUGCAACAGACAGAAUUGAACAAACAGAUGAAAAAAAAUGAUUAUUGAAUAGCAUUUUUUAUAUUUGUUAUAAAACUGAGAAUAAAAUUUUUGAGA